AUGACCGACGUAGAACAAGGACCACCAUCACCUACCCAAAAUGAAGUCUUGGCAGUUCAAGAGUCUCAAGCGGUCGAGAAAUCAAAGAAAAGAAAGCACGAUGGUAAUACACACACUACACUCGUUGAUAGACCUCGACGACAAGUGCACCCUGUUAUUCCUUACUCUCAAAUGGCGGAGGCCAAGUCACGUACAAGAAAACCCGUUGAAGUUGUACAAGGUGAAGGCUUCGUCUUGGGGACUCCGAUAGAUGAAAUGGUUUUCAAAGAAAAACUUGAAAAAUGGAAAAUAUCAGGGUUAAAAGACAUAAGCCUUAUGACACCUCCGGUCCUAAAGAUCGAAAAUCAAAAAAAUGCCAAGAAUAAAAAGACCAGUACCUCUAAAACCUCGAAGAAAUCCGCAACUGUAAGAAAAAAAACACCUAAGGACAUAUUCUUCAUCAAACAACGGGAAAUCUUUAAGGCAAAGGAAGGAAAUGAAUCUGCAUCUAGAUCCGAAGUCGAAAAACAGAUGACUGAGGCUUGGAAUGAUUUGUCAGAAAAGGAGAAGAAACCAUACAUCUCUCUAGCUGAGAACGCGAAUAA
Molecule: messenger RNA, 584 nt
Organism: Acaulospora morrowiae
Lineage: Eukaryota; Fungi; Glomeromycota; Glomeromycetes; Diversisporales; Acaulosporaceae
Source: the annotation of a GenBank genome assembly